CGGUUAGAUAUUAGACAGCUUCAUGAACGGGUAAGUUGCACAAAGAUGAUAUAUUUCAGUAACGGGUGUUGACAGCUAGGAACGAGUGUGAGAGAACAAGCGAGAACGUGUGUAUGUGUAUGUGACGAGUGUGGAUGAAAGUGACGCUCGCGUUCGGACGGUAUUCGACGGUCAGCAGUACAGACGGACAGACGGCUUGACUCCGUGUGCGACGCGUGUAUCGGAAAAAAGACGGAACAUUCGGCUGUUACAAUGGCGGCGACGGUAAAAAUCGAUGCGUCCGCGAUGCCACCUUUUAAAGUGGGCACAGAUCCAAGGAAUGAUUGGAUCAAGUGGAAGCGAGCCUUGGAUCGGUUUUUGCAAGCUAACAAAAUAGAAGAAGACGAAGAGAAAUUCAACCUCCUGCUGGUUUUGGGAGGUAUCGACCUUCAAUCGUAUUAUGACAAGGUCGCCAAAUGGGAAGUACAGAAAACCGUCGGGGAAAACGAAGAAAUAUUGGAAGAAGUGGUUAUUUUGCAAUACGAGUCCGCUAUUCUCUCGCUCGAUCAAUAUUUCGCUCCUCAGCUGCGCAAGAGGUUUGAACGACAUCUUUUGAGAUCGAUGCGACAAGGCAACCAAGAGUCUUUCGAAGAAUUUGUGUUCCGACUGCGUGACCAGGCCAACCGUUGUGUCUUUACCGACGUGGACGAUAUGAUCGUUGAUCAAAUAAUUGAAGGCUGUAGUUCAGCUGAACUCAGAAAGAAACUUUUGACAACGGAGAUGUCGUUGACCGAAGUGGUAUCGUUGGGAAAAACUCUUGAAGAGGUGCUGAAACAAUCGAGAGAAUACGAGAAACCCUCUACGUCGUACGGAGAACACGGACUAGUCCAAAAGGUUGUCGGUAGAGGUCCACUAACCUCAAGGUUCACGGAGAGCUCCAGGAAGUGUUACAAUUGUAACAAACCAGGGCAUUUGGCCAGAGAAACGGAUAAAUGCCCGGCGAAAAACGUGGACUGUUUCAGUUGUCGGACAAAAGGACACUUCAGGAUCUGUUGCCGUAAACGUAAACAUGACGAGUCCACCACUAAGCAGUCGAUGUAUGGAGCUAAACGGAUUCACGCAAUUGUGGGUGGCGACACGGAAACAGAGAAAGGCGUGUUUUUUGUGAAGACAUCGGAAGAGCUGAGCGAAAUUCUCGAACUGGACAUUGGAGGAGUAAGAACCAGAAUGGUCAUCGAUUCAGGAUCCCCAGCGAAUAUCAUCGACGAAGAAACCUACAAUCACCUGAUAAAUAAAGGAGCACGAAUUCUCAACGAACGCAAACCCCAGAAUGAUGAAAUCAGUUUCAAAGCUUUCGCUUCGGAUCAAAAUAUCUUCUUCAGUGCAGCUUUCGAAACUGAGAUCAAAAUUCCCGAUGAAGAGGCUGGAAUCUGGUCGCACGUUCUGGUAGCACCAGGUGGACAGGUCAGCCUAUUGAGCAAAGGAACAGCUUUUGCCCUGGGGAUUUUAAAAAUCGGGUACCACGUAAAUCAAGUAUCUGCUACGGAUCAAACGGCUGUCGAAGAUAAAUCUCGUAAAGGAUUCCCAAAGAUACCAAAUGUUCAGUUGACCAUCCAAGUUGAAGAUUCGGUGCUGCCCGUUGCUCAAGCUGCACGUCGAUUUCCGAUGUCCAUGGAAGCCGACGUAGAACGCACGAUUCAGGAUUUGUUGGAGAAAAACAUCAUUGAACGAGCAGAGGCGCCCAUAACGUGGGUGUCACCCCUGGUUCCAGUGAAAAAAUCUGAUGGGAGGAUCAGAUUAUGUGUCGACAUGCGAGCUGCCAACAAGGCAGUGCGGCGUGAAAACUACCCGAUGCCAAAUAUCGAUGACGCGAUAUCCGGAAUCAAAAAGGUUGCAAAAUUAUCUAAAAUUGACCUUGAAGCAGCCUAUUACCAUUUUGAACUUGACGAAAAGAGCAGGAACAUCACUACUUUUGUGGCUAGGAGUGGGGUAUACCGAUUUUCCAGAUUGAUGUUCGGUAUAAAAUCGGCUCCAGAACUUUUUCAACGAGAAAUGGAGAACUUGUUCAGGGGAAUUGAAGGGCUGGUAGUUUACAUGGACGACUUUCUAAUCCAUGGAGAAACUAUUGAAGAACAUGAUGCAGCGCUAAAGGAAGUGCUCCACCGAAUUCAGAAAUACAACAUGAAAAUCAACGAAGAAAAAUCGGUUUUUGGGGUCUCCAGCGUAGAAUUCCUAGGCCAUAUUGUAUCUACCGAAGGAAUUAGAACAACGGACGAAAAAGUGCAAGCUAUUCGGAGCCUGCAACCCCCUUCAUCUGUUUCUGAGUUAAGAUCUCUACUAGGUCUUGUAAAUUUCGUGGGAAAGUUCAUACCGAAUCUAUCAGCCCUUACGUUCCAUAUGAGAUCCCUCUUGAACAAGGAAAGUUCUUUCGUUUGGAGUGAGACACACACCCAAGAGUUAAAUACGAUCAAACAAAUGAUUGCUAGUGCGGACUACCUCGGGUUCUUCGAUCCCAAUGAUGAGACGAUUCUGGUAACCGAUGCCAGCCCUUACGGAUUAGGGGCCAUUUUGAUCCAGAUAAAGGACGGGGUAUCGCGGACGAUAUCAUGCAUAUCUAAAAGCUUGGCGGAAUUCGAGAAAAAGUAUUGCCAAACAGAGAAAGAAUGCUAUGCUAUCAUCUGGGCCAUGGAGAAAUUGUAUGUUUAUCUGUACGGAAAACAUUUCACCCUUGUUACCGACUGCAAGCCCUUAGAAUACCUCUUCAAUCGGGUGAAGUCGAAACCAUCAGCGCGUAUAGAGCGAUGGAUCCUACGACUUCAGAGCUUUGAUUUCACGGUGAAAUACGAACCGGGUAAAGAGAAUUUGGCUGAUCCUCUCUCUCGCCUGUCUCAAGGUGUAAAAGAUUGCGUUUCUGGCUCGGACGUUAUUGGUUGGCUAGCCGACGAAAUCAAGCCAUCGGUUUUGUCCAUCGAAGAACUCGAAAAAGCUACUUUAGCCGAUGAUGAGCUUCAAAAGGUCAAGGAUGCGUUGUAUUCAGGGAUCUGGGAUGAGGUACCGAACGAGUACAAGACAGCCACGGUUAAAAAUGAUUUAACACUGUACGGAGAAUUAAUAUUGCGAGGGGACAGAAUCGUCAUUCCUAAACAAAUGAGAGAGAAAGUGGUACAUUUGGCGCACUUGGGGCAUCAAGGUGGAAUAUCCAUGAAAGCCAUGCUCAGAUCCAAGAUAUGGUUUCCACUCAUGGAUAAGCUGGUGGACACGAUUAUCCGCCAUUGCAAACCCUGUAGCAUGACAGCACUCCCGGACAAACCCAACCCUAUGGCCCGCCGGAUUCCGACCAUGCCUUGGCAAGAUCUGGCCAUCGACUUCAAAGAAGGUCUUCCGGGGGAGAUGUCGUUGUUGGUUGUCGUUUGCUAUACAUCAAGGUUUGUACAGGUGGAGCCGAUGAAACCCGCAACAACCCAAAAGGUGAUAGGAACUCUUCUAAGAAUGUUUAGCUCGUUCGGCAUCCCCCGAUCAAUAACAUCAGACAACGGCCCACAAUUCAAAGCGAUUGAGUUUCGGAAUUUUUGUCUGAGCUACGGCAUCCAUCUAAACCUUUCUACACCAUAUUGGCCCGAACAAAAUGGUGCCGUAGAGAGGCAGAUGCGAAAUAUCGGGAAACGAAUCAAAAUCAGUAGUAUCCAGGGAACAGAUUGGAAAACUGAUCUCUGCGAGUACUUGACGCUCUACCACUCAACACCACAAGAGAUGACAGGGUUAUCGCCCGGACAAAUGAUGUUUGGUCGAGAAAUUCGGAACCGCAUACCAUCUAUUCACCAUCCUCCGAGUUUGAACUUGGAAUCAUCUAGAGAUAGAGAUAUGAUUCAGAAAGAGCAACGUAAAGUUCAAAGUGAUAAAUCUCGACAAGCCAAGGAACAUAAAUUGGAGAGGGGAGAUGUAGUUUUAUUGAAGAACUCGAAGGUUGGAUCAUACCAGCCCAAUUUCGGCCCUGAAGAAUUCGAAGUUACAGACAUCAAAGGAGGAGAAAUCACCAUACGAUCGAAGGAAACGGGUAAGACUUAUAAACGGAACAGUUCACACUUGAAGAAGUUGGCACAAGCGGAAUCCAGGCCUGGAGAUGACGACGAAACUUCGGAACGAGUUCUGGAUCCUGUGGAGCAUUGUACCACAGACAGCCAGCCUAGCGAUAGACAUCCGAAGCGCAUUUGCAGACGACCAACAAGAUGGGACGAUUUCGUAAUUUGAACCUCGACUUGAACAAACAUACGGGUGAGAGUAUUGGUAUGCCAAUCAUUCAAUAAAGUUUUAUUAAAUUAGAAGAACAACUAUAUUACUAAAAAAUGGGAGGAAUGUAACGGUUAGAUAUUAGACAGCUUCAUGAACGGGUAAGUUGCACAAAGAUGAUAUAUUUCAGUAACGGGUGUUGACAGCUAGGAACGAGUGUGAGAGAACAAGCGAGAACGUGUGUAUGUGUAUGUGACGAGUGGGGAUGAAAGUGACGCUCGCGUUCGGACGGCAUUCGACGGUCAGCAGUACAGACGGACAGACGGCUUGACUCCGUGUGCGACGCGUGUAUCGGAAAAAAGACGGAACAUUCGGCUGUUA
This is a messenger RNA of Aedes albopictus (Asian tiger mosquito), 4587 nucleotides long. RefSeq lists its product as uncharacterized. Gene Ontology annotation, molecular function: nucleic acid binding; zinc ion binding. Gene Ontology annotation, biological process: DNA integration. The transcript has 4 exons. The record is from RefSeq and is a predicted model, not a curated record. The coding region runs from base 253 to 4227 and encodes 1324 amino acids. NCBI's taxonomy places the organism in Eukaryota, Metazoa, Arthropoda, Insecta, Diptera, Culicidae.